Molecule: messenger RNA, 5580 nt
Organism: Gadus macrocephalus (Pacific cod)
Lineage: Eukaryota; Metazoa; Chordata; Actinopteri; Gadiformes; Gadidae
Exons: 20
Coding region: 136-5130 (1664 amino acids)
Source: RefSeq, a predicted model, not a curated record
GGGGAGGGGGAGGUGGAGUACGGGGCGGUCAAGGUGGUAGACACUUCUCUCUCUGCAUCUGAAGGCCACUUCGUUGAAGUCCUGUUUUGAACAGACUCCAGUCCUGGACUCCACUGAGACCACGCUGAGGUCGAGAUGCUCAUCAUGGGGGCUGUGCUGCUGUUACUAAUCGGUGUGGCUGAUGGCGUGAAGACCUUCUGUGACGCCACACAGCCACACAUCACGACCCAGUGCUUUGGCUCUCUGGGAGGAACCGUUGAGGUCCUGCUGCCUAAGACCUCACAAGAUGAUAUCUACAGACUGAAGAAAAACAAUGUUACGAUUUUACCAGACCGCAGUCAGACAACAAACAUUCGAUAUUCAUUUAAUGUCAGUACUGGAAUGUUUACUAUUAAGGAAUUCAACAGGACCGACAAGGGUACAUACUGGAUGGAAGUUCAUGAUCAGAGUGGAACUGAAAUAUCAAAGACACAGUUUCACUUAUCCAUUCAAGGCGUGAAGACCUUCUGCGACGCCACACAGCCACACAUCACGACCCAGUGCUUUGGCUCUCUGGGAGGAACCGUGGAGGUCCAGCUGCCUACUCACUCCCCACAUGAGCAUUGCUACACACUGAAGAAGAACAAGGUCCCGAUAGUUGAGGGCGAAAUCAAGUUAACAGACCCCCGAUAUUCAUUUAAUGUCAGUACUGGCGUCUUUACCAUAGCGGACCUCAAGAAGACAGACUAUGAUGCAUAUUCACUUGCAGCACAUAAUGGUGUUGAAAUAGCAACUAAACUUUUAUCCAUUCAGGGUGUGAAGACCUUCUGUGACGCCACACAGCCAAACAUCAUCACCCAGUGCUUUGGCUCUCUGGGAGGAACCGUGGAGGUCCAGCUGCCUAAGACCUCACAAGACCAUCGCUACGUACUGAAGAAAAACAAAGUUACAAUAACAGGCAACAUUCGCUAUUCAUUUAAUAGCGACACCAAAAUAUUUAUGAUAAUGGACAUCAACGCGUCAGACGGGGGUACAUACUCAAUGGAAGUACUGGAUAAGAAUGAAGCUCAAGUAAAAAAUACAACAUUUUAUUUAUCACUUCAAGGUGUGGAGACCUUCUGUGACGCCACACAGCCACACAUCACGACCCAGUGCUUUGGCUCUCUGGGAGGAACCGUGGAGGUCCAGCUGCCUAAGACCUCACAAGAUGAUAUCUACAAACUGAGGAAAAACAAUGUCCCGAUUGUAAAGUACAAAAGUCAGACAAAAAACGUUGAUUAUUCGUUUAACGUCAGCACAGGAAUAUUUACCAUAAACGACAUCAACAGGACAGAGGAUGGUACAUAUUCAAUUGAAGCACAAAAUAGAAAUGGAAUUAAUUUAUCAAACAUACAAUUUCAUUUAUCCAUUCAAGCCCCGGUCUCCUCUCCCCUCCUGUCCCGGGAGUGUCUGUCCCGGGGACAGCAGAGGGUGACCUGCUCUGCCGGGGGGGACGGACUCCACUACAGCUGGAGUCUAGACGGACUCCCGCUGAACGACCCGCGUCUCCUCUCCGGACCCAGUAGCGCUAGUGACGUCACUCUGGAGCCGGGCCGGUCGGGACUGCUCACCUGCUCGGUCCGCAACAACGUGAGCCACGCCGCGGCUAACAUCACCUUGUCUGUGUGUGACGGUGUGGAGACCUUCUGUGACGCCACACAGCCAAACAUCACGACCCAGUGCUUUGGCUCUCUGGGAGGAACCGUUGAGGUCCUGCUGCCUAAGACCUCACAAGAUGAUAUCUACAAACUGAAGAAAAACAAUUACCAGAUUUUACCAGACCGCAGACAGACAACAAACAUUCGAUAUUCAUUCAAUGUCAUUACUGGAAUGUUUGCUAUCAAGGAAUUCAACAGGACAGACAAGGGUACAUACUGGAUGGAAGUUCAUGAUCAGAGUGGAAACGAAAUAUCAUUCAACCUAUUUCGCUUAUCCAUUGAAGCCCCGGUCUCCUCUCCCCUCCUGUCCCGGGAGUGUCUGUCCCGGGGACAGCAGAGGGUGUCCUGCUCUGCCGGGGGGGACGGACUCCACUACAGCUGGAGUCUAGACGGACUCCCGCUGAACGACACGCGUCUCCUCUCCGGACCCAGUAGCGCUAGUGACGUCACUCUGGAGCCGGGCCGGUCGGGACUGCUCACCUGCUCGGUCCGCAACAACGUGAGCCACGCCGCGGCUAACAUCACCUUGUCUGUGUGUGACGGUGUGAAGACCUUCUGUGACGCCACACAGCCAAACAUCACGACCCAGUGCUUUGGCUCUCUGGGAGGAACCGUGGAGGUCCUGCUGUCUAAGACCUCACAAGAUGAUCUCUACAAACUGAAGAAAAACAAUGUCGUGAUUUUAUCAGACCGCAGUCCGACAACAAACAUUCGAUAUUCAUUUAAUGUCAGUACUGGAAUGUUUGCUAUAAAGGAAUUCAACAGGACAGACAAGGGUACAUACUCGAUGGAAGUUCAUGAUCAGAAUGGAAGACAAGUAUCAUACGCACAUUUUAGAUUAUCCAUUCCACGUGUGAAGACCUUCUGCGACGCCACACAGCCACACAUCACCACCCAGUGCUUCGGCUCUCUGGGAGGAACCGUGGAGGUCCUGCUGCCUACUCACUCCCCACAUGAGCAUUCCUACGCACUGAAGAAGAACAAGGUCCCGAUAGUUGAGGGCGAAAUCAAGAUAACAGACCCCCGAUAUUCAUUUAAUGUCAGUACUGGCGUCUUUACCAUAGCGGACCUCAAGAAGACAGACUAUGAUGCAUAUUCACUUGCAGCACAUAAUGGUGUUGAAAUAGCAACUAAACUUUUAUCCAUUCAGGGUGUGAAGAGCUUCUGCAACGCCACACAGCCAAACAUCACGACCCAGUGCUUUGGCUCUCUGGGAGGAACUGUGGAGGUCCUGCUGCCUAAGACCUCACAAGAUGAUCUCUACACAAUGAAGAAAAACAAAGUUCACAUAACAGACAACACUCGCGAUUCAUUUCAUAGCGACACCAAGAUAUUUUUGAUAAUGGACAUCAACGCGUCAGACGGGGGUACAUACUCAAUGGAAGUACGGAAUAAGACUGGAACUCGACUAGCAAAUACCAAUUUUAACUUAUCCAUUCAAGGUGUGGAGACCUUCUGCAACGCCACACAGCCACACAUCACGACCCAGUGCUUUGGCUCUCUGGGAGGAACCGUUGAGGUCCUGCUGCCUAAGACCUCACAAGAUGAUAUCUACAAACUGAGGAAAAACAAUGUCCCGAUUGUAAAGUACCAAAGUCAGACAAAAAACGUUGAUUAUUCAUUUAACGUCAGCACAGGAAUAUUUACCAUAAACGACAUCAACAGGACAGAGGAUGAUACAUAUUCAAUUGAAGCACAUAAUAGAAAUGGAAUUGAUCUAUCAAACAUACAAUUUCAUUUAUCCAUUCAAGCCCCGGUCUCCUCUCCCCUCCUGUCCCGGGAGUGUCUGUCCCGGGGACAGCAGAGGGUGUCCUGCUCUGCCGGGGGGGACGGACUCCACUACAGCUGGAGUCUAGACGGACUCCCGCUGAACGACACGCGUCUCCUCUCCGGACCCAGUAGCGCUAGUGACGUCACUCUGGAGCCGGGCCGGUCGGGACUGCUCACCUGCUCGGUCCGCAACAACGUGAGCCACGCCGCGGCUAACAUCACCUUGUCUGUGUGUUACGGCGUGAAGACCUUCUGCGACGCCACACAGCCACACAUCAUCACCCAGUGCUUUGGCUCUCUGGGAGGAACCGUGGAGGUCCUGCUGCCUACUCACUCCCCACAUGAGCAUUCCUACGCACUGAAGAAGAACAAGGUCCCGAUAGUUGAGGGCGAAAUCAAGAUAAAAGACCCCCGAUAUUCAUUUAAUGUCAGUACUGGCGUAUUUACCAUAGCGGACCUCAAGAAGACAGACUAUGAAGUAUAUUCAAUUGCAGCACAUAAUGGAAUUGAAAUAGCAACUAAACUUUUAUCCAUUCAAGGUGUGAAGACCUUCUGUGACGCCACACAGCCACCCAUCACGACCCAGUGCUUUGGCUCUCUGGGAGGAACUGUGGAGGUCCUGCUGCCUGCUAAGACCUCACAAGACCAUCGCUACGUACUGAAGAAAAACAAUGUUACAAUACCAGACAACACUCGCUAUUCAUUUAGUAGCGACAACAAAAUAUUUACGAUAACGGCCAUUAACGGGUCGGACAGGGGUGCAUACUUCAUGGAAUUACGGAAUGAGAAAGAAGUUCCAGUAGCAAAUACCAGUUUUUAUUUAUCCAUUCAAGGUGUGAAGACCUUCUGCGACGCCACACAGCCACACAUCACGACACAGUGCUUUGGCUCUCUGGGAGGAACUGUGGAGGUCCAGCUGCCUAAGACCUCACAAGAUGAUAUCAAACAGAAGAAAAACAAUGUCCCGAUUGUAGAGUACAAAAGUCAGACAAACAACGUUGAUUAUUCGUUUAACGUCAGCACAGGAAUAUUUACCAUAAACGACAUCAACAGGACAGAGGAUGGUACAUAUUCAAUUGAAGCACGAAAUGGAUUUAAUUCAUCAAAAAUACAAUUUAAUUUAUCCAUUCAAGCCCCGGUCUCCUCUCCCCUCCUGUCCCGGGAGUGUCUGUCCCGGGGACAGCAGAGGGUGUCCUGCUCUGCCGGGGGGGACGGACUCCACUACAGCUGGAGUCUAGACGGACUCCCGCUGAACGACACGCGUCUCCUCUCCGGACCCGGUAGCGCUAGUGACGUCACUCUGGAGCCGGGCCGGUCGGGACUGCUCAGCUGCUCGGUCCGCAACAACGUGAGCCACGCCGCGGCUAACAUCACCUUGUCUGUGUGUUACGGGCUCGUCCCUAUAAUCGCUGCUUCCCUGUCAGUGAUGGCUCUGCUCCUGAUAGUAGCAUUGGGAGUCUACUGCGCAAAAAAACACAAAACCUCAAAAGACACCACAGAAGCGGAAGAUGUAAUCUACGCAGACGUCUCUGUGCUCCAACGUCGGGGGCAGCGGAGAGAGCAGGGGGAGGGGGAGGGGGAGGUGGAGUACGCGGCGGUCAGGGUGGCUCCAGGCCCCAGGCGGAAGCUGGAGACCAAUGUGGACGAGUGUGUGUACGCUCAGCCCCGGAGGAAGAGGCCCUGAGAGCUGUGAACACCCAGAAGGACGCAUAGACAGACCUUUAGCCAGAGGGCCAGCAGCCUGUUGACCUUUGACCUGCCAGGGACACUUCUCUCUCUGCAUUUGAUAAUGGCAAGAUCUUUUUCAUUAUUAAUUAACUUUUUCCUCUCUUGUUGUUUUCCCUAGUGGUCGCUAUUAGAAAUAGAAUGUUAUACUGUUCUGCACGUUUAACUUUUGGAUUAUUAUACCUAGUAUGUAUUAUGCUAUUCUGCAUGUUGACGUAUUCUAUCAUUAUACCUCUUAUAUUUAUUAUACUAUUCUAAAUGCUUAACUAUGCUCUUUAUUUUGCACGUGAGCCUAAUUAUGAUAUAAAAUAACCAGCUAUCUAUCAACUGCUUCUUGGCAAAUGUAAUAUAAUCAUCUAUAAUUAUUUGGUUGUAAUUAAAACAUUUAAAUAAAACAAAUAUUCACCUA